AUGGGAAUUAAUCCAAUUGCUCGUAAAACGUUAUCUUUAAGGAUUUCAAGACAACACUUCAACUUUAUCAUCAUUAUAGUUUGCAGUUUAGUAUUCUAUGCUGUUUUGAGACGUACCAAUAACUGUUCUACAAGUGCUCUAUGGAAAGCAUGCAAAGCAUUACAUUUACCAGAUUACUUGAAAAAACUAUCUAAUUCAUCGGUUUUGGAAAAUUUCACUGAUGUAAACAGUAUACCGGGUACAACUGGACCAGGUGUUCCCACUGUCAUACGGUUGGCUCUCUCGACAAAGUAUGGCGGCGUGAAUACUAGUGCUACGUCAUCCUAUGGUGCUGCAGAGGCCGUCAGCCGUUUGGAGAAAGAAUGUGAAUGGGAUCCAGGUUCAUCAAACUUCGUUCAUCCUGAAUGCAUCAGGCAAUUUAAUUUUACUCGUAAAUCACCUCCUUUUUACAUAUCCGAUUAUUAUCGUGAAAUUGACAUUGUCAUACCAACAAUUCGUAAUCUCGAUUUUCUUGAACAUUGGAAGCCGUUCUUCAAACACUUUCAUUUAAUUAUCAUUCAAGAUGGUGAUCCAAAUAAAGUAUUAGAAAUACCAAAAUGGGUUGAUUUUGAACUUUACAAUAGACGGGAUAUCGAUAAUAUAUUAGGUAAACAUCAAUCAUGGAUCAUUAGUUCACACGAUGCAUCAAUUCGAAAUUUUGGUUUUCUUGUUUCAAAUAAGACCUUUGUCUAUACAAUCGAUGAUGAUUGUCUCCCGGCACGAACUCCUACUGGCGCUAGAAUCGAUGCCUUGUUAAGGCACAUUCAAAAUCUUAUUACCAAUUCGACUCCCUAUUUCUUCAACACUUUGUAUGAUCCAUACCGAGAAGGUUCAGAUUUUGUUCGUGGUUAUCCAUUCAGUUUAAGACAAGGUGUGCCUACUGCUAUCUCACAUGGUAUUUGGCUCAAUGCUCCAGAUUAUGAUGCACCUACUCAACUAUUCAAAAUCGAUGAACGUAACACACAUUUUGCUGAUAUGACUAUUACAGUACCUGCUGGUGUUCUCUACCCGAUGUGCUCCAUGAAUGUAGCAUUCAAUCGUAAAUUAAUUGGUGUAGCCUUCAUGCAAGGUCUUAUGGGUUCUAAUAUGCCUUGGGGACGAUAUGAUGAUAUGUUUGCAGGAUGGGCUAGUAAAGUUGUGGCAGAUCAUCUCAGUCUUGGUGUUAAAACGGGAGCACCAUAUGUUGAACAUCACAAAGCAUCGAAUCCAUUUGUAAAUCUAAAAAAAGAAUAUAUGGGAUUUUUCUGGCAAGAAGAUAUCAUUGCAUUCUUUCAACAAAUUCGCUUUCCAUCAUCUAUCAAAACACCAGAAGGUUGUUAUUUAGAAUUAGCUAAAAUGAUUCGUUCGCAACUCAGUCAUUUGCAUCAAUAUUUCGAUCGGUUAGCACAAGCGAUGGAAAUCUGGGUUCACCUGUGGCAUCAAGCACAAAAAGGUUCACUCCGAUUUCAACCGAGUCGUCAAGGGCGACCUAACAUAUCAACAAAUAUAUAUGCAGUCUUUACUAUUUGUCGUAAUGAAAAAGGAUUCUUACCUAUUUGGUUGAGAUAUUAUCGGCGUUACUUUGCCGAUGAAGAUAUCUACAUAUUGGACAAUGAUAGUGAUGAUGGAUCGACAUCAAAUCUUACUGUCAAUGUUCAUCGAGUUUCCUCUGAAAAAUAUUUCGAUCAUCUUUGGCUUAUAGAAACUGUUCAAGAUAUGGCACGUAGUUUACUUAGAAGAGGCUACAAAUAUAUUUUAUUUUGUGAAGUAGAUGAAAUGAUCGUACCUGAUCCAAUCAAAUAUCCUUUAGGUCUUCUCGAUUACAUUAAACAAGCAAAGGCCGAAGUUACUCGUGUCACUGGCUAUGGAUUAUUUCAUAAAGCUACAUCAGAACCGAAACUUAAUCUCAGUCAACCCAUUAUGCCACAGCGAAAUUUUUGGUCAAAAGAUAAUAUGUACGAUAAACCUUUGUUGAUAAGCAAAGAAAUUCAUUGGACUGUAGGUUUUCAUACCUGUAAAGAAAAUGCUACACGAGAUGAGGACUUAGUCCUAAUUCACCUUCAGCGAAUGGAUCAUGAUUUUUAUAUGGAACGCGCUACUUGGAAAAGCAAACAAAAGUUUAAGGUGGAAGAUCUUCAAAAAGGCUGGGGCGCGCAACAUGUAUUUCGUGGGCACCAAGCAGAGGAAUAUUUUAGGAACCCAUCGGGAACAGUUUCUAAAAUUCCAAGACAAUUUCGCACAUUAACUCUUUUCUGA
Molecule: messenger RNA, 2274 nt
Organism: Adineta steineri
Lineage: Eukaryota; Metazoa; Rotifera; Eurotatoria; Adinetida; Adinetidae
Source: the annotation of a GenBank genome assembly